Eupeodes corollae is the source of this 1686-nucleotide messenger RNA. RefSeq lists its product as uncharacterized. Lineage: Eukaryota; Metazoa; Arthropoda; Insecta; Diptera; Syrphidae. The record is from RefSeq and is a predicted model, not a curated record. Bases 645 to 1655 code for a protein of 336 amino acids. The transcript is spliced from 3 exons.
UAUUGUACAUCAUUUAUUAUUGUUAUCGUUGUCAGUAUUCGUUAGAGUUUAUGCAGAAGCACAUUGCUAUAGUCGGUGUUAUUAAAGUGAGUUCAUACUGAAAUGUCCUCAAAAGAGGGAGAUUUGUAUCAUCAGCUGUUCUUGGCCUAUAAAGGCUCUCAUGGUGACUUGCCAGCGCCACUGUGUCAAAAAAAUGCCAACGAAAUUUGGAAAACGGCUAAAGAAAAACUAAAAAAUAAAGAGAAGUUUAUAGAACAUAUAAAUGAUGUUAUACGAGAGUUGAAAGUGAGGGCCACAAAGAAGAAAGCAACAAUGCUUAGUUAUUUUACACAGCUACAUAUGAAAACAUCAAGCACGCCAGCAACACUGCAGCUCAAUGUUUCCUCGACUUCGCAUGCUCUUCAACAAAAACAGGAUUCGGAUGUUGUAGCUUUAUCCAUGUGUUCAUCUCUUAUGGAAUCGAGUGUCGCAGUCGCUGGACAAGAAAGCACUGCCGUCAAACGAAAGAUGAGCGAUACCCAUGAUGACAAAGUCAGAAUACUAAUGAGGAAACUGCGGAGACACCGUCUACGGAACCACACACGAGUUUGAUUGAUUCGGGCAUCACUAAAAAUGUUCCAAGCAAACCGGCUCAAGAAACUCUUAUGAAGAAAAUUGGUCUACUGCAACAGAGAAUAUAUGUUCUUACUGAAGCAAGGGACAUUGGUAUAGCCAAAGAUGAUGUUCACGACGAAAUAAAAAAGCUACGCAAAGAGUUGAAAAAAGAAGAGAAAUGUUUAAAGAAAAAAAUAGACUCUGCUAAGCGUGCAAACAAAUUUCGAGCCAAAGAAAAACUGGAAAAAACUGAACGUCAGAGAAAUAAUCCUGCAAAACAACCUCGAACUGGCCCUGGACAGCCCCCUUCAGUUGACUCGCAACCUGCUCUCCUAGAGACCAUAAUUAAUAUUGCCAUUCAUGGCAGCGCUGCUGAUGAACGUCGCCGAACAGAAAUGAUUAGGAGUUGUCUCACUCUAUCCGACCUGCAUGAGAGGCUGUUGUUAAUAGGAUUCCAAAUUUCUAGAAGCGGCACAUAUCUUCAUUUACUCCCACGCGUUUCUAACACUCAAAAGGGAAGAAGGCACGUACGUACCGUACCCGUAAAGUUAGCAAGACCACAGACUGGGAUGCACAAAAAGCAUGAAGACGGGGAAUUUUGCACUGCUACAAUCAGGUCAUUCGAAUCUCUCGCGUCGCUUCUGGGACCGCAGCAAGUAUUCGUUCUCUCACAAGACGAUAAGGCACGUGUACCAAUAGGUUUACCAGCAGUGAAAAGUCAGAGUCCUCUUUUAAUGCAUAUGGAAUACAGAAUACUUUUACCUGAUCAUGACUGGAUCGUGGGACAGCGGCACAAACUUAUUCCUUCUGUAUACGCCGGCGUCAACGUGGAACCUAACAGUUUCGGUAAGGAAGAAGUUGUUGGGUACAGCGGGCCGACACACAUAUCCAUAAGGAGCGGGAAACACGCAUCCUCCACAGCGAACACCCAUGCUUAUAAUUUCGAAUCACUUUUAUCAAUACCGUCAUUCAAACCCUUAAUGAUGACAGAAUCGAACACCGUGAAGCCUGAUCAUCAUCUUUGUAGAUGGUGGACCGGACGAAAACCCGCGUUAUCGUAAAGUUAAGGACUUUGCGAUUGAACACUUUAAA